UUCUACAGUCCCCGUUGACUUGAAUGUGAAUUACUCCUGUGUAACAUAGAAUAAUGAUAGUUGUUGGGCCACGGAGUUUGGAAAAAAAUAUAUUUAUUUAAUAGGAACAUUCUUUGAGCAUAAUGUCUCUUUUGUUUUAUGGAGUAGAGUCUGACUCGAGAGCACUCAGGUCAUGUUUUAAUUUAAAAUACAAGAUUUGAUUCCUCAUUCCUCUUCAGUCUUCAAUUUUCAAUAUCUCUCUCUCUCUCUCUCUCUCUCUCCACCUCCCCGUUUUAUAUAUGUGUUCUCUUGUUAGGCCAGCUUUGUUUCUACACACAAAAAUUGCUCCCAUUUCGAAACUAAAAAAAACUCAUCUUAACAUAGAGAAAUGCGGGUAGACAUGCAAGAGAAGCUGAGGACAGCCCUUGGCUCAGUAAAGGAUCAUGCAUCAAUAGGCAAGGCCAUGAUAUACAAUUACAAUCAUCACGAGAAUGGCUUCUCCAACAUAGAGAUUGCAGUCCUGCGUGCUACUGGGCAUGAUAAUGGCCCCAUCGAUGACAAGCACAUGCAUGAGAUCCUCUUCCUUGUGUCAAACUCUCCUGGAUCCAUUCCUUUUUUGGCUGAACGAAUUUCUCGUCGUCUUUGCAAAACCAAGGACCGUCUGGUGGCCCUCAAGACACUUGUGCUCAUUCAUCGCCUCCUACGUGGAGGCAACCGCUGCUUUGAGCAACAGCUACGCGCUGCUCAUGUAUCUGGCCAUCUCCAAAUCAUGACUACCCGUUGGUUUUCCAAAAGUAGUAAUAAUUCUGACCCUUCACUUUGUUUUCUACACAAAUAUUCAGCCUAUCUGGGAGAGAGGAUGGGGUGGCUCAUUAACCAAGCUGGCAGACUUGAACCAGCUGUUACGUCCACUCAUCAAGGCUUGGAGUUUCGAUGCUAUGAAGAUAAGUCCAUUGACAUGGUAUUUCGUAAAUUGCCUAAAUGUCAACUACUGAUAGAUAGAGUCUUAGAUUGUUCUCCAUCUGAUAUUUUGCCUUCAGAUAACUUGGCUCAAGCAGCUAUGAGUAACACCUUGAAAGAGAGCUUUCAAGUUUACCUCACAUUUUGUGAAGGCAUCGCAGCUCUUGUUAAUAUGUUCUUUGAUUUAACAAGGCCUGCCAGGGCUUUAGCCUGUGACAUACUCAGGAGAGCUUCUCAUCAAAGUCAAGAGCUUUAUCAUUUGUAUGAGAAUUGCAAAAGGAUUAUUGAAAAUAAGAACUUGGAAUACCCUUCGGUUCAAAUCAUCACCAUGGACCAUGUUAUGGCAUUGGAACAAUGCUUGGACUGUCCACAAAUUAAUCAACCACCAGCACCAGCUUCGUGUGGCUCUGUAUUGAGCAAGACUUGUUCAAGUACACCUCCUCCUAUCUUGGACUGUCUAUCAAAAUCAAUCAAGCCCAGGGUACUGCCAACAACAGCAAAAGAAGGCAAAAAGAAUAUUGAGAACAAAAGUGAUAUUAGUUUGUCAUCAACUCUUUUCUCAUGCGCACUGGAGACCAAAAUAAGCAAAGUUUGGGUUGUGUUUGAAGAAGAUGAUCUCCACCAACCACAAGUCCCGGUACCAGUACCAGUACCAGUAGACAGCUGGCUCUUCAAUGGUAAGCUCUGUGAUUUUGCUAAGCAGCAUAAACUGGGGGAUCUUGUGACUAAUAAAGAUAAUGAACAAAGUAGGCCUUGUGGUUUUCAAAACCCAUUUACAACAUGUAUAGAUACAAGCAUGGUGCCCAAGGAAUGAGCUCCGAUCAAGAAGUUAUAUUGUUUAUAAUAGGAGUGAGUGACCUUUACUGGUUUUGUACUUUCAACUCAAUUUUUCAUUUUUAUUACAUCUUAAUGUGAGUGAGUUCAUGUUGCUUGCUUCU
This is a messenger RNA of Quercus robur (English oak), 1877 nucleotides long. Its product is annotated as putative clathrin assembly protein At1g33340. Bases 368 to 1753 code for a protein of 461 amino acids. Gene Ontology annotation, cellular component: clathrin-coated pit; clathrin-coated vesicle. The record is from RefSeq and is a predicted model, not a curated record. Gene Ontology annotation, molecular function: SNARE binding; 1-phosphatidylinositol binding; clathrin heavy chain binding. The transcript has a single exon. Lineage: Eukaryota; Viridiplantae; Streptophyta; Magnoliopsida; Fagales; Fagaceae. Gene Ontology annotation, biological process: clathrin coat assembly; clathrin-dependent endocytosis; vesicle budding from membrane.